AAUCUCACUCUUUUACCACAUCCGCGCCCAACACAAACAGUCCUCCCUCUCUUUCUCUCUCACUCAUGCUCACAACCCUUAAUCUUCUCUUCUCUGCAAAUCUAGGGUUUCGAUCUCCUUUUCUUUUGCGACUACGAGUACUUCUGCUGCUUCAUUAAUGGAGUUUGGAGGUGAUAGAAAAAGAGGAAGGCCACAUGGCCCUAUUAAUGGCAAUGGUACUUUUAAGAAAUCUAAGCAAGAACUGGAGUCAAUUCCAACUGGUAUAGGAAGCAAAUUGAAGCCGUGCACAAAGUUUUUCAGUACUUCGGGAUGCCCAUUUGGGGAAGGAUGCCACUUCUUGCAUUAUGUGCCUGGAGGCCUUAAAGCUGUAACUCAAUUGCUUGGCAGCAACCCAGCUCUUCCAGCAGCUUCUAGAAAUUCAAUAGCUCCACUGUCUUUCCCUGAUGGAUCAUCUCCUCCAGCUGUUAAGACUCGUCUCUGCAACAAAUUCAACACUGCUGAAGGUUGCAAAUUUGGUGACAAAUGUAAUUUUGCCCAUGGUGAGUGGGAGCUCGGCAAGCCAAUGGCUCCAUUGCAUGAGGAGUCCCGUGGUAUGUUCCAGACUCAUGGAAGGUAUGGUAGUCGACCAGAGACUACUCCUGCAGGCUUUGGAGCAGCUGCCAGCUUUGGGUCUUCUGCGACUGCUAAGAUCAGUGUAGAUGCCUCUCUUGCCGGACCUAUUAUUGGAAAGGGUGGUGUCAACUCAAAGCAAAUAAGCCGUGUGACUGGAGUCAAAUUUUCCAUUAGGGAUCAUGAGUCGGAUCCUAACUUGAGGAAUAUUGAACUUGAAGGUACAAUUGAUCAGAUUGGACAAGCCAGUCAAAUGGUUCGUGAGCUUAUUCAGAGCGUUACAGCAAAAUCUGCGGCACCCCUGAUGAAGAAUCCCAGCUCCACUGCAACAAGCAACUUUAAAACAAAAAUUUGUGAGAACUUUGCUAAAGGGUCGUGCACUUUUGGAGAAAGGUGCCACUUUGCACAUGGAGCAGAAGAAUUGCGUAGAUCAGGUCCAUGAGCUUUGCAGUAUUUACCAUUAGGGGGUAUUAUCUUUUUGGCUGUUAUCUGUUUUUAUCUGGGUUUGUGAAAAUACUACAUAGGUGUUUUUUGCCAUUUGGCGUCUCUUGGUUUAUGAGGCUUGUAGUUAGAUCUUUAAUGUGCUGCUUUCUCAUGACUUCGUUGCGUUUAUCUGUUUGCUGUUCUUUUAAUCAUAACCUAGUUACUGUUAUUGAUAUGGAAUUGUAGUAUGUUUUGCUGGAA
Molecule: messenger RNA, 1293 nt
Organism: Nicotiana tabacum (common tobacco)
Lineage: Eukaryota; Viridiplantae; Streptophyta; Magnoliopsida; Solanales; Solanaceae
Product: zinc finger CCCH domain-containing protein 14
Molecular function (GO): metal ion binding; mRNA binding
Source: RefSeq, a predicted model, not a curated record